Molecule: messenger RNA, 1839 nt
Organism: Camellia sinensis
Lineage: Eukaryota; Viridiplantae; Streptophyta; Magnoliopsida; Ericales; Theaceae
Product: ARID/BRIGHT DNA-binding domain-containing protein
Biological process (GO): regulation of transcription by RNA polymerase II
Cellular component (GO): nucleus
Molecular function (GO): DNA binding
Source: RefSeq, a predicted model, not a curated record
AUAAACAACCCCAAUAAUAAAUUGUUGGGCAAACCCGUUCUCGGAACCACUACGAAACCGCAGAACCAGAGGCGGCCUGCCUGCGACUUUAGAAUUUACAUAAGCGUAAGCGAGUUGGAGAUGGAGGAUAGUGAUAAACAGGGCCAGGAAUUGGCGGUUGGUGUUCGUGAGAGCAACCUCGUUGAUGCCAAAGUUGAACGGCAACGAGAAGAACAUUCUGCUGCGGCAGUCGCAGAGGAUCAAUACCCCGGUGAAAUAAGGUCAGAGGAGAAAGUGCCUGAGGACCAAAACCCUAAUGAAAAUGGUGCGGAGGACCAUACCCUUGGCGAGAACAAGCAAUUGCAUGCACCAGCUGAGCCUGAAAAUGAUACUGCUGCCAUCGCUGUUGCUGCUGAAGUUGACACUGGUCUUAAAAAGGUGCCAGAAAAUAAAAGUGCGGGUCCUGAUACUCGCCCUGCUAACCAGCUUGAACCUGUUACACCCAAUUCCCUUGUGAAAUGUUCUCACGCAAAAGCUGAAGACGACACUAGGGAAACAUCCAAGAAUGGGUUGAAUGAGUCAAAGAUGGCAGAGGAUGAUGAAUCUGGAACAGCAGAGGACCAAGCAGCAUUCAUGAAGGAGCUGGAGAGUUUCUAUAGAGAAAGGGCCAUGGAAUUUAAACCCCCUAGGUUUUAUGGGCAGCCACUAAACUGCCUCAAGUUAUGGAGAGCCGUCACCAAGUUGGGUGGCUACGAUCGGGUAACUGGAUCCAAGUUAUGGCGGCAGGUGGGAGAGUCAUUCCACCCCCCAAAGACCUGCACAACAGUCUCUUGGACAUUUCGCAUUUUCUAUGAGAAGGCACUUCUGGAAUAUGAAAGGCAAAAGAGUCAAAGUGGUGAGCUCCAACUUGCUGUUGCAGCGCUCCCUGAGCCUUUAAGUGUUGAAAAUGAAGCAAAUGGUUCCCAAGCUCAAGGAUCAGGCAGGGCAAGAAGGGAUGCUGCAGCUCGUGCCAUGCAGGGUUGGCAUGUUCAGCGUCUUUUUGGUUAUGGUGAAGUCGGUGAGCCUAUUAUUAAGGACAAGAACUUCAAUAAUAUGCCGAAGCGUGAAAAAAGUCUCAAAAGCAUCGGUUCAGUUAAAAACAAGAGACCAACAGAGUUGGAGUAUCCUGUGAAAGCUGCACGAACUGAAACAGCUAAACAGCUGAUGACACAUGUUGCUGAUAUUGGCCCCCCUGCUGAUUGGGUGAAGAUCAAUGUGCGCGAAACUAAAGAUUGUUUCGAGGUUUAUGCUCUGGUCCCUGGGCUGUUGCGCGAGGAGGUGCGAGUUCAAUCAGAUCCAGCUGGACGUUUGGUCAUUACAGGCCAACCAGAGCAGCCUGACAAUCCUUGGGGUAUCACAGCCUUUAAAAAGGUGGUGAGUUUACCUGCUAGAAUUGAUCCACUCCAGACAUCAGCCAUUGUUAGCCUGCAUGGAAGACUCUAUGUUCGUGUGCCCUUUGAGCAGUCAAAUAUCUAGUUUGAAUAGUUCCUGACAUUCAGGGGUCGGAUUAAUUGUGGAAAGACAUUAACAUUUUGGUCAGAGAUGGAGCAAAUUGCUGAAUCACAAAAGCUAACCAACUUUGUGAAUGCCUAGCUAUGGCUUACUUUAUCGUGUAUGGUUGCAAUUAGAAAUUAGUUUUAGAAAGUCAUGUGAAUUUGAGGAAGAACUGUAGUUAGGUGGUAAGUAAGGCUUUUUCGGCUUAGGCCUCCCCAGUAGCUUUUAGGGCUUCAUUGUAGGAUUUAUGGUUUUAACUUUCUAAAUUAGACUUACAAUUUCUUCUUCUUCUUCAAUGAACAUAUGAUUCGAAACUUCCAUUGUGUU